Messenger RNA from Rotaria sp. Silwood1, 273 nucleotides. The record is from the annotation of a GenBank genome assembly. NCBI's taxonomy places the organism in Eukaryota, Metazoa, Rotifera, Eurotatoria, Philodinida, Philodinidae.
AUGGCUCAAAACAACGUAUCUAUCUUAUAUGAUGAUGUUAGUACAUGUCUUCGUGAUGCUAUGGAUAGUAUGUUCAAUAAUGGUCAUAAUACAAAUUUUGAUCUAGUUAAUAAUGGUGGACUUUCAUCAACUGAUAAUUUAAAAUUAAUGAUGAAUCAAAAAAGAAAACUAGAAUCAACUGUUAUUAUUAAUGGUAUAGAAAAACAUCAAGAAAAUGGAAAUGAUCAUGUUAAACGUUUGUGUACUACGAAUGAUCAUGAACAAAAAAAAUAA